ACUUCCAACUCUUUCUCGCUUCAUUUUAAUUCAUGGUUUUGUAUCAUGAAUCCAAGCCUGAUUCUUUGCCUGAUGUUGUAGAUUGGUUGAAGUGGAGAGCUGCUUUGGUUCCCUGAACGAAAUUAGCUGCGAAUUUGAUAGUGACUAAUGGGUUCAUCUUCACCAGUGACCCCUCUCUACCUUUUGCCGAUUCCAUGGUCAUUCGCGACUGCCGGAUCCUCCGAGUCGGCAUCUAUUCUUCUCCUCAGGUUCUGUUGCUAAAUGAUGAUCUUGCAAUGUCAAUCCAUGAUUUGGCGGGAAACGGAGCAAAAGAUUUGAAUCUUGAAAGAAAAGUUGUGGUUCCUGGGUUUAUUGAUUCUCACGUGCAUUUGAUUUUCGGGGGAUUGCAGGAAAUAGGCCGUUCAACCUAUGUUAUUCUCUUAGCUGCUACAGAGAUGAGAGAGAGAGAGAGUGCUAGGAUUAGAGCAAGGUUUUCGACAGCCAAGGACAGUGGGGCUCGGAGGCGGCUUCCAGGGUUUGGCAAGGGGUUCCUAGAGCAGGCAACAACGUUCUUCUUCUAUGAUUUUCCAGAGGAUCGGUCAGCGAAGGAUCUGUGGUUCUGUUUUUGGUCAUAUGGGAAGGUGGUGGAUGUGUACAUCCCCACAAGGCGUGAUCGACGAGGUCGUCGGUUUGGGUUUGUUCGUAUGUCGGGUGCUUUUGAUGUUAAGGAUAUGGAGAGAAGGCUAAACCAGAUUUGGUUGGAUUCCUAUCACCUUAAAGUAAAGUUGGCAGAGAAUAUGAAAAAAGGGAGGGAUGAGAUUAGGGCGGCUCAAAAAGGAAGGGCAGAGAAACAAUGGGUUCGAAGGGAUUUGAUGGUCAGACCAGGGAGGUCUUAUGCUCAAGCUGUUACUGCUAAUCUGGGUGCAAUAGCGGAAGGAUUGUCCUCGACGAGAGAAAGGGUGGAAACAGCGGACACGGUUGCACUGAAGGGUGCAGCGAUGAAGGCUUCUGCAGUGGUCCAUGGGAAAAAAUCAGAAACGAUUUCUGUGCCAAUGAUAACAGAGGGGGUAGAUGGGGCGUCGUCUCCUUUAAAAGGUGAUUUGGUGUUAGAUUUUGCUCCUAGAGAUGAGGAAGUGGCAUGGUUGCACAGAAGUAUGGUGGCUGUGGUUCGAUCUCUAGAUAUGGUGAGACAAAUUCAGAAUAGGAUGGAUGUUGACGGUUUAAUGGUGAAUGUUGCAUUGUUAGGGGGUCGACAGAUCAUUUUGGUAGAUAAUUCAGAAGGAUGUCUCGUGGAGUUCAUAGCAAAUAAUAAGGAGUUAACAGAGUUAUGGUUUGAAUGGGUGCAACCAACAUCCUUAUCCACGGUUUCAUCAGCAAGUCGUUUGGCUUGGCUGCGUUUUUCUGGUGUCCCUUUACAGUCAUGGAGUGAGAGAUGUUUUGCUGAGUUAGGGGGUCUAAUUGGCGAGGUCUUGCUCGUGGAUGAGGACACAAAGAGCAAGUCAUUUCUGUGCGAAGGUCGGGUUCUAAUCCUGUGUGAAUCAAGGGCCAAAAUUUCUGCAACAAUAAUGUUGAAGGUGGGUGGCGAAGCUUAUCCGAUCGAAGUGGCAGAGGAGGAGUGGAGGAUGGACCCCGACUGGUGGCUGGCCGGCGAGCGACGGAAUCCGAUUGCUGAAUCAAAUUCCGAAUAUUCGAGUGAUGAUGGCAGCGAAUCUGGCUUAAUGGCAACCGAAUUUUGUGGCGAGAAUACAGCGGGAAAUGACGAUCUUCAAGUUGUAACGGGCAAGGAGUCUGAUGAAUAUUUUGAAAAUAUUCAAAUAAAUGAGAUGGAGAUACACGGGCUGGAUGGGGCCGAUUUUGUUGGGCCGGAGGGGGAAGAUAUUCUUGGGCCGGAGGGUGUAGAUAUAGUUGGGCUGGCAGCAAAGACAAAUGUUGAUCAAAGGGCUGAAGGUGGGUCUAUCGGUGGCGUGCUUCAGCAACAUGAGGGAAAAAAUAAAAAGAAGUGCAGAGCUUUGGGGGCCAUUUACGCGGAGGCUGAGGGAAUCGGGGAUCCAGUGGAUGGGAGGGAGAAAUUGAAGGCAGGGGAGGCGAAUUGGGUAACAGCAAGGACGAAAAGUAGGAGGGAGCGGAGAAGCAAGGUCAGCCGAGAGGACUCAAGGCCGGAGAUGCAGACGGUGAGUUGCUCUCUGUCCGAUGGGUGUAUCCAGAAUCGUAACCGCGCGAUUCGGCAGCAGAUCCAGCUGGACGAAGUGCAGAGGCUGUUUAUGUUGGGGCAAAGAUUAGGGGUUACGUGUACCCAAAAUGAGGAAGAGGUGAUGUCCCGGUUAGCUCUGCUGGAAGAGGGCGAAGAGGCCAAUUACAAGGAAACAAAGCUUGAAAAAAUUGAGUCUUCUAUGUGUCGAGGGGUGUGGAAUUCAGAUGAUUUUGAGUGGGUGAUGCAAAAAUCAAAUGGUACUUCUGGUGGUCUAUUGUGUAUAUGGAAUAAACAGAACUUUGUAAAAAGAAGUGUAGUGGAAGGACAUGGGUUCAUCGGGAUUUCGGGGGAGUGGGGUAGGCAACAACUUCAGUGCACUUUUGUCAAUGUGUAUGCACCAUGUGACAGGCAAAGUAGGAUUGUGUUGUGGGGGGAAUUGAGUAGAUUAGUAUUGGAAGAGGGGGGGAGAUGGCUUUUGGCAGGGGAUUUCAAUGCUGUUCGCAAUAGUGCCGAGAGGAAAGGAAGGAUGGGUGAGACACAGGACAUGGAAGAAUUCAAUCUUUUUGUGCAAGGGACUGGAUUGGUAGAUGUCAGGUUGAGGAAUAGAAAGUAUACAUGGUAUAGACCUGAUGGAACUUCAAUGAGUAGACUCGAUAGGUUCUUGCUAUCCACUGAAAUGAGCUUAAUAGAGGGAGACUGGAUUCAAGAGGGCAUUAGAAGGUCAAUCUCAGAUCAUUGUGCAAUUAUUUUGAAAUCAAGAAGUGUGGAUUGGGGGCCUAAGCCCUUCCGGGUCCUAGAUGCAUGGCAACAACAUAAAGAUUUUAGACAGUUCAUAGAUGAAAGAUGGAAGAUGAUGCAGAUCGAAGGAUGGGCAGCUUUCAAGUGCAAACAGAAGUUGAAAUUGUUAAAAGAGGAUUGUAAAAGGUGGAAUGACAGGGUGUUUGGCAAUGUGGAGAUCCGAUCUGACAACUUGAGGCAAAAGAUUGAUAGGCUGGAUAAAAAAUGCGAAGUAGAAGGAUUGAAUGAGAUAGAGGUGAAGCAGCGAAGGGAGGCUUUUCAUGAGCUGUGGGACUUAUUAAAGAAGCGGGAAUCAGUAUGGAAACAGAAAUCUCGAGUUAAUUGGGCCCAGCUCGGGGAUGCAAAUACAGCAUUCUUUCAUAGGAGCGUGCACGCCAGGAGAGCCCAAAAUGCAAUUUCAGGUAUUUAUGGCGACGAAGGUUGGGUUGAGGAACCUGAGCUUGUUAAGGCGGCAGCAGUGCAGUACUUCACCAAGGUAUUUCAGAGGGAACAAUGGUGUCGACCGACGAUGGAUGGGAUUCAAUUCCGAAGAAUUUCAGAUGCACAGCGAGAAUGGCUAGAACGACCUUUUACCAUAGAAGAAAUUGAAGAGGGGCUAAAGGACUGUGAUGGAUCCAAGGCUCCAGGUCCAGAUGGUUUUAACUUUAAUUUUAUAAAGUUUGCUUGGAGUACUGUGAAGGAUGAUUUUGUGAGUUUUUUGAUGGACUUUCAUCGCAAUGGGAGGUUAGUUAACGGUUUAAAUUCUUCAUUUCUGGCAUUAAUACCUAAAAAAUUGAAUCCUGAGCAGUUUAAGGAGUAUAGGCCUAUUAGCUUGAUAGGUUGCCUAUAUAAAUUAUUGGCCAAGGUGCUGGCCAAUCGGUUGAAAAUGGUUAUGGAGGGUAUUAUCAGUGAGUCGCAGACAGCUUUUAUUGGAGGUCGGCAAUUGGUAGAUAGUGUGUUAGUUUUGAAUGAAGCUGUACAUGAGGUGAAAUGGAGGAAGCAAGAGAGUUUCAUUUUAAAAGCGGAUUUUGAGAAAGCCUACGAUUGUGUGGAUUGGGGCUUUCUUGAUUGGAUGAUGAAUAGAAUGGGGUUCGGGGUGAAGUGGAGGAAGUGGAUGAGGGAGUGUCUUUCAACUGCUAGAAUCUCCAUUUUGAUCAAUGGAAGCCCGACGACGGAGUUUCCAAUAAGCAAUGGUCUUCGCCAAGGUGAUCCUUUGUCCCCUUUUUUGUUUUUGUUAGUUGCUGAAGGGUUGGGUGGGCUUGUUAAAAAAGCAGAAGGUGAAGGACUCCUGAAGGGUGUGGAGAUUGGAAGGGGAGGUAUGGUGUUAUCACUGUUACAGUUUGCGGAUGAUACGGUGUUUAUGGGGAAGGCAGAUGUGGAUAAUUUACGGGUUGUGAAGGCCAUUCUGAAUUGGUUUCAAUUGAUCUCAGGGUUGAAGAUUAACUUUGGGAAGAGCUAUUUGUAUGGGUUCAAUGUGUCCGAAGGGUGGGUAAAGGGUGCAGCUGAUAUUAUGCGUUGUGGGGUGGGCAAAGCGCCGUUUACUUAUCUUGGAUUGCCAGUAGGAGGGAAUUCAGGGAGAAGACAGUUUUGGAACCCCGUGCUGAAUCGCUUCCGCCAAAAGCUUGCCUCUUGGAAAAGCUCCUUGCUGUCCUUCGGAGGUCGGAUAACUUUAAUCAAUUCGGGGAGAGGAGGCUUAGGAGUGGCUGAUUUGGAGAGGAGAAAUUGCAGUUUGUUGGGAAAAUGGUGGUAUAGGCUAGGUGAUGGCGUUGAGGGUUUAUGGAAGCGGAUUCUUUGGGAGAAAUAUUAUGGGGGUAGAAAGGAGGUUGAUAUUACGUCAGUUGUGAAUUGGAAUAUGUCCGGUGUGUGGAAGGAUAUUAUGGGCCUAGGCAGAGGGUCGGAAAGGUUGGAUGCAAUGUUAGGAAAAGGUUUUCAGUGGAAGGUUGGGGAUGGGAGUUGUGUAGAUUUUUGGCAUGAUAAAUGGGUGGGGGAUAAACCAUUGAGGAAUUUAUUCCCUCGGUUAUAUGCUUUGGCUAAUAGUAGGGAGGGACAGUUAAAGGAUAUGGGGUAUUGGAGUGCUGAAGAUUGGGUCUGGGAUUGUAGGUGGAGGCGAGGUUGUGUAGGGAGGGGAGUGGGGGAGGAAGAACAAUUUAGGGAGUUGAUUAAUAGGGUCAGGUUGCAUAAGGGAGAAGCUGAUACUUGGAGAUGGAUCCAUAGUGGUGAUGGUGUAUAUUCGGCUAAGAAGGCUUAUGAUUUUUUAUCAUCGAAAUGUUGUAUUUUGGAUGAGAAAUGGUCUAAGGUCAUUUGGGCUAGUUAUGUACCUUCCAAAUUGAGCGUAUUUGGGUGGAGAUUUUUUUUGAACAGGUUAGCUACAAAGGAUAACUUGUGUCGGAGAGGGGUGGCUCUUCCAGGGGGGAAUGUUUGUUGCGGGCUUUGCCAUGAGGAUGUCGAGCAACUCCAGCAUAUCUUUUGUCAUUGUAAACCAGUUUGGCUGGUGUGGAUGAAGGUUCUGGGUUGGUGGGGUGUACAGAGUGCUUUGCCAAAUGAUGUCUUUGGAAUGGCAGAUGCGGUGGUGGCUGGAAUCAAUGGGGGGACUUGGACGGAUUUAGGGCCUCUUAUUUUUUUGGUUACUGCUUGGUAUAUUUGGUUUUGGCGAAAUUUGAAAGUGUUUGGGGCAGGUGAAAGGUUCGAAGAGCGGAUAUUGGAUUCUAUUCAAUCUAAAUCUUUUUUCUGGCUGAAAAAUAAGCAACAAGGCUGCAGUUUUUCCUAUACAGAUUGGAUUUUGCGACCUUUGGAGUGCAAGAAGGCCAUUGUUCAACAUGGCAGGAACCUAAGGAAUUACAAGAGGCUGUAUGCGUCUGCAGAUAGCGUUCAAGUUUAAGGUGCUGCGUCUAUGCUAUUGUAAUACGCGCUGGAGAUGGUUACGUGAAGUUUGAAGGGAUUUCUAUGGGCUUUGUGGCAAGGGCUUUCUACCGCCCUAAAUUGGCAUUUUUUUAAUGGGCGUUUCUCAGGUCUUGUGAUAUUUGGUGUGUUGGUUACUUGUUUGAAGGGAGGGUGUUGGUUUACUUUCUCUUUUAUUUUUGUAUGUGGGUUGGAGUACCCCUUGUACUCCAUUCAAUAAAUUUCAUUUUGCUGA
Messenger RNA from Rubroshorea leprosula, 6080 nucleotides. The record is from the annotation of a GenBank genome assembly. NCBI's taxonomy places the organism in Eukaryota, Viridiplantae, Streptophyta, Magnoliopsida, Malvales, Dipterocarpaceae.